Messenger RNA from Xenia sp. Carnegie-2017, 3390 nucleotides. RefSeq names its product DNA topoisomerase I, mitochondrial-like. Gene Ontology annotation, biological process: DNA replication; chromosome segregation; DNA topological change. Gene Ontology annotation, cellular component: chromosome; nucleolus. The coding region runs from base 238 to 3102 and encodes 954 amino acids. The record is from RefSeq and is a predicted model, not a curated record. Gene Ontology annotation, molecular function: DNA topoisomerase type I (single strand cut, ATP-independent) activity; DNA binding. The transcript has 31 exons. Lineage: Eukaryota; Metazoa; Cnidaria; Anthozoa; Malacalcyonacea; Xeniidae.
AGACUUAAUAUUUUUGAGGCGAAGCUUUCUUUGUGAAGGCAAAGUCGGUCGAUUUGUGGCACUUAGAAAAAUUUCGACGAAUUUUUCGGUCCAAGGCUAUACCUAUAAACGUCGUUCGUCUUUUGUUGUCAUUAUUUUAAAGAUCGUGUUGAGGAAUCGCCAUUCCUUAGCAGCAGUGUAUGAAACGAGGGUCAAGUCUGUUGAUAAUUUUCUCAAAGUUUACUGAGGAAAGGCGAUAUGGACGUGACCGACGCGGUUAACAAGGGCAGCGAGAAAGCAAAAGCUCCAGAGACAAAGAAAAUAAAACUGGAUAGGUCGCACCUGGGUUUGUCUUCGGCGAAGAGUGGAUCUGUUAACAAUGGCGUAAAGAAAGAGAAAGUCACAGAGAAGAAAGAACGAAAGGCAGAGAAGACGGAGAAUAAGUCAUGUUUAAUAAAUCCUGAUGCUAACAUGAGCGACAGCGACUAUGAUGACGUUCCACUGUUUUCUCGAGCCAAACAGACGAACGGCAACGAUCAAGUAAAUUUACCAAUGAAAAAUGCAGAUGGUGAAUUCGUGAAAAAACUCAAAAAAAUAAAAAGAGAAAACCCGUCAAACAUCUCCCCGAAAUCCGAGAAGAUUCCGAAAUUGAACCGAGAGGAACCGACGAAGAAUGCAAACUCGGGAACCGUUAAGAAAUUGAAACUUAAAUCGAGUAAAACUGAUUUAGGCGUGAAAAAAACAAAAACAGAACCUGGAAUUCAUAAUUCUGAACACAAGUCCGACAACUUAAAAAGUUCCAAAACAUCUGUAGUUAAAAAAUCUUCUUCAAACUCCUCGGUUGAAAUAAAGAGGGAAAAACAGAGUACGCCUAGUCCUGCCAAAGCAGAGAAAUUAACCUCCGCAAAGUCGAACACAAACUUAAAAAAUGAAAAUAGCGGGAACGUCAAGAAGGAUGGUUCCUCAAAAGGAAAUGUUACAAAGAAAUCCUCCUCAAAUAGCUCCUUGAAACUUAAAAUUAAUAAAAAAGUGAAGAAGGAAGAUGCCGUGGAGACUGGAAAUGGCGAGGAAGAUGACCGGGGGACAAAAGAAGGAAUGAAAAAAAUCGAUAAAAACAAGGAGGAAACGUUAAAGAAAGUGAAGAAGGAAAGAAGUUAUUCAGAUUCAGAUGAAGAUGAUGUGCCAUUGGCUUCAAGGACGAAGAUUGGUUUGCAAAAAAAGCAAUCUGUCAACCAAAGAAAACGAAAAGGCUCAAAUGACGAAGAAGAUGAAGAUGAUUACCAGCCAGCGAAAAAAACAAAGAAGAAAUUUGAUGUUGGUGUUAAAGAUGGUGUAGACAAGAAGAAGCAGAAGACGACCAAGACAAGUAAAGAAACGACGAAGAAAGGAACAGAAACUGUGAAAACGGAGAAAAAAGAAAAGAAGGCUGAGGAAGUUUGGAAAUGGUGGGAGGAGGAAAAACACCCGGAAGGUAUAAAAUGGCUCACACUAGAACACAAGGGGCCAUACUUCCCACCGGAGUAUGAACCUCUUCCUCAUGAUGUCAACUUUUACUACGACGGUGUAAAAAUAGAACUUUCUCCCAAAAGUGAAGAGGUGGCAGGAUUUUACGCAAAGAUGUUGGACCAUGAAUACACGUCGAAGAAGAUUUUUAACGACAACUUCUUUCAAGAUUGGAGAAAAGAAAUGACGGAUGGAGAGCGAGGGACGAUUAAAGACCUCAGUAAAUGUAAUUUCAAAGAAAUUAAUGCUUAUUAUGUUCAGAAAAACGAAGAAAGGAAAAACAUGACUAAAGAGGAGAAACAAGUUAUCAAAGCAAAGAAUGAAGAAAUUUUACAGGAGUAUGGCUACUGCAUGAUGGAUAAUCAUCGAGAAAGAGUGGGGAAUUUUAAGAUCGAACCUCCCGGGCUUUUCCGAGGAAGAGGCGACCAUCCGAAGCAGGGGAAACUGAAGAAAAGACUCCAGGCUAAAGAUAUCAUCAUUAAUAUUGGCAAAGAUGCGAAAGUUCCCCAUCCUCCUAACGGGCAAAGAUGGAAAGCAGUUCAGCAUGAUAAUAAGGUUACGUGGUUAGCAUGUUGGAUCGAGAAUAUCCAGGGAAGUUACAAGUACGUCAUGUUAAAUCCAACAUCAAGGAUCAAGGGAGAAAAAGAUUGGCAGAAGUAUGAAACCGCGCGUAAAUUAAAGGGUUUAAUUGGUCAAAUCCGUCAAGGAUAUAGGAAUGAUUGGAAAUCUAAGGAAAUGCGUAUAAGACAAAGAGGUGUAGCGUUGUAUUUCAUUGAUAAGCUUGCUCUUCGUGCUGGUCACGAGAAGGACGAAGAUACCGCUGACACAGUGGGUUGCUGUUCACUAAGAUAUGAGCACAUAAAACUUCAUAAACAACUCGAGGACAAAGAAUACGUAGUUGAGUUUGAUUUUCUGGGUAAAGAUUCCAUUCAUUAUCACAACUUUGUACCUGUUGAAAAAAAGGUGUUCAAGAAUUUAGAAUUGUUUCAGCAAGGGAAAACUGACGGAGACGACCUGUUUGAUAGGCUGACUACAACAUCAUUAAACAAACAUCUCUCAGAUCUAAUGGAAGGCCUCAGUGCCAAGGUCUUCCGUACAUACAAUGCAUCAAUGACUUUACAAGAACAGCUGGAUAAACUUGAGUUAGAAGAUAAUGUUGCAGCAAGAGUCUUGGGUUAUAAUCGCGCAAACAGAGCUGUCGCCAUCUUAUGUAACCAUCAGCGAUCCGUUCCAAAGACGUUUGAACAAUCUAUGUCAAAUCUUCAGCAAAAGAUUGACGACAAGAAAAAAGCCAUAAAGGAUGGGAAUGUUGAACUAAAGGAUCUUAGACGUGAAGCUAAAGGAAGCGAUUCAGUAACACUUGCAAAGAAAAUCGAAAGGAAAAAGGUCGCCAUAGAACGUUUAAAGGAACAAUUGUUUAAACUGGAAGUCUCACAAACAGAUAAGAAUGAAAAUAAGGAAAUUGCUCUUGGGACAUCCAAGUUAAAUUAUCUUGAUCCGAGAAUAUCGAUUGCUUGGUGUCUAAAGAACGAUGUCCCUAUUGAGAAAAUUUACAAUAAGACGCAACGUCAAAAGUUCGCUUGGGCUAUUGAUAUGACCGAGAAAGACUUUGUUUUUUGAAAAUUUAGUCUCUAGUUAGUGAAAAUUUUAACUCUUUGUGAAUUUACCAUUUUAACAUAUUCUAAUUGGACAAUUUUAACCUAUUUAUGUCAUUCCUAAUUUUGUUUGAAAGCAGACAAUUAAGGUUAUUCUUUCGACGUAAAAUCAAGACCAUUUGUUCAGCUGACAAUCGUGUGGUAAAUACCUACAUCAGAAUUACAGUUCUCUUUCUAUCUCUGCCAUUGGCUGAAUUCAAUUUUAUUCUAUUUUUCCCAAAUUAAAUAUGAACAUUCUUUUUGUCGUCCUAAA